AUGCCGUCUCGCCGCCGUGAAAGAGGAGGACGCCGAUCUGACCAGUACUCUGGUCCCGUUGCGUGGCCGGCACAGCAAACCUCCGGCACUCGUGGCAGGAGAGGUCGUGGUAACGCCGGACGGGGAAACGCUCCAGUCACUUCCCGCGUCAUUGGAGCCGCCGACGUUGCUUCUUCACCAUCUUCGGUGACGUCACCCGAGGUUCGUCCUAGAAAGCGUUCCUACUUGGAUGUUGCUUCUUCACCACCCUCUGGUCCUGUUGCGUGGCCGCCACUGCAAUACUCCGGCGCUCCCGUCGUUUCAAGUUCUUCGUCGUCUUCAGCGACGUGUGAAAAACCCAAGGUCCCUGCGUCUGAUUCGGGUGCGUCUCUUGGUCGAGAGUUAGCGGAGAAUGUCCAAAUCACUCCGGAGACGACGACGAUCCAGCCAGGGUUUGAGAUCGUAGAGAUUGCAAGAGAUGGAAAUUGCCUUUUCAAGGCUCUCUCACAUCAACUUGAGGCGCAUCAGCGUGAUUACGCAGAGAUCCGCAGAUCCAUAGUGUACUACAUGGGGGUAAAUCCUUCAACAUUCCAGGACUUUUUACGUGAAGGUUCUGGUUCACUUGACGAUUACUGUGCAAGAAUGGCAAAUGAUGGUAUCUGGGGAGGGAAUCAAGAGCUUUACGCAGCUGCAAAUAUAUUUGACUGCAGAAUUUUGCUGCACAUGGUAAACUCUGAUGGAUUACCGAAAUAA
This is a messenger RNA of Brassica oleracea var. oleracea, 732 nucleotides long. RefSeq lists its product as uncharacterized. Gene Ontology annotation, biological process: protein deubiquitination. Lineage: Eukaryota; Viridiplantae; Streptophyta; Magnoliopsida; Brassicales; Brassicaceae. Bases 1 to 732 code for a protein of 243 amino acids. The transcript has 2 exons. The record is from RefSeq and is a predicted model, not a curated record. Gene Ontology annotation, molecular function: cysteine-type deubiquitinase activity.